UUAGUCAGCACAGACCCAAUUCAAUGGCUUUCAUGCAUUUCAUGUGUGAUCUUUUUCUGACAAACUGAAUCCGAAUCUUUUGGUUUUGUCGGCUGACUUUGUGGUGUCAGACUUGGAGUUGUUUGGUGAAGGGACCAGUCUCCCUUUUUUAAGUUGGAGAUGUUUUUAGACAGUCAGGAUUCUUUUUAAUCUAAAUGUCACAUUAGUGAAAUACAGAAGCAGCUCCUGGUGAACUCAUAAACUAUGUGGACGUCUUUGAGUUUUGACCACUUAUGUGUGUCUAAUGUGGUCCGCUGAUGUUAAUCCAUUUCACUUUUACCUCAACAAGCGUCAGAGAAGGGCUGACGUCCCUAUACAUCUCCAACCCCCUCAUACUGUAUACCACACACACACACACACACACACCAUCAUCAUCAUCAUCAUCAUCCACCCACCUCAAUUUUGAUUUGACGAACGUCCGGGGUCACGAUCACGUCGCCCAGUCAGCCUAUAAAAGCAGCAGAAAGUUUUCCAAACACCCAGAGAAACGUGAAGUCAGCCUCUCACCAACAACAGACGACAAAACGCGCCGUUUUCAUUUGCGUUCAAAGCUCCAAGGCGGUUCCAGACAUGGAGAGGUCAGUCCGGUUUGCCGUGGUGUGUGUGGCGGUGUCUCUACUCGUCUCCUGCCAUCCAGUCGAAGCCUGGUACAAGCAGUCAACCGGGCCCAGUUACUACUCGGUGGGUCGUGCCUCCGGUUUGCUGUCCGGUAUCAGGAGGUCGCCGUACGUCCGGAGGUCCGAGUCCGAAGAGACGCUGAUGGACAGCGGGGAGACAGCAGGCCAUCUGCGUGAAGGACAUCUCUCCCAACCUGAGGAGCUGCGAGCUGCUGCGGGACGGGACGGGCACCUUCCAGUGCAAGGCGGACGUCUUCCUCACCCUGGACUCCCUGGACUGCCUGUCCGCGUGAGUCCCGGUCAGACCGGCAGAGACAGUCCUGGUCCUCCACCGAGCCCCGGGAGCGCUUCUGUGGAGACGAAAAGUGGAGGAAAGGAGUGAGGGAUGAAUGAGUGUGUGAGGGAUGGGGGGAGGGGGCGCGAAGGAAAACCCGAUCAUUGUCGAUGAUGGAGCGCUGCAGACUCUGAAUGUUCUCUUAUUUAAUACAACACAUUGUUCAGCUGUUGCUUUGGUUGCGUAGACAAGAAUAUUAAAGAAAAAAAAAAUGAGUAUGAGAGAUGUUAGUUGAAACCAUUUUCUUUCCACAUGACUUCCCACCUUUACUGUUUUACCCUGACAUGUACCCGCCGUUCCCAACGUGUAUUAAAUGUCCAGAAAGUUGACUGCAGAGCAGAUUUCCUGGAAAGUACUUUUUAUUUAUUUUAUCU
This is a messenger RNA of Chelmon rostratus (copperband butterflyfish), 1364 nucleotides long. RefSeq names its product neuropeptide B (gene npb). Gene Ontology annotation, molecular function: G protein-coupled receptor binding. Gene Ontology annotation, biological process: G protein-coupled receptor signaling pathway; feeding behavior. The transcript is spliced from 2 exons. The record is from RefSeq and is a predicted model, not a curated record. Bases 610 to 1038 code for a protein of 142 amino acids. Lineage: Eukaryota; Metazoa; Chordata; Actinopteri; Chaetodontiformes; Chaetodontidae.